Messenger RNA from Talaromyces proteolyticus, 1407 nucleotides. Its product is annotated as monocarboxylate transporter. Gene Ontology annotation, molecular function: transmembrane transporter activity. Gene Ontology annotation, biological process: transmembrane transport. NCBI's taxonomy places the organism in Eukaryota, Fungi, Ascomycota, Eurotiomycetes, Eurotiales, Trichocomaceae. Bases 1 to 1407 code for a protein of 468 amino acids. The transcript has 4 exons. Gene Ontology annotation, cellular component: fungal-type vacuole membrane. The record is from RefSeq and is a predicted model, not a curated record.
AUGGACCCAGAAGUAUUCAACAUUACUACCAAUCAUACACCCAAUGUCACGGCUGAAGCAAUUGCUCGACCAGUAAACGAAACGGAAACGGAAAAUCGUGAAUUGGUUGAAUUGAACCAUGUACGAGUCCAAGAUAGAUCAAUUCGAGUGCAUGACGUUUCCAACUCGACAGCCGUAUUAGAAGCCCCCGACCAUGCCGAUGAAUCUUUCCCUGACGGUGGCUUACGAUCAUGGCUAGUAGUCUUCGGCUCAUUCUUCCUGCUCAUGGGCUCUUAUGGCUUGAUGAACACGGUUGGUGUCAUGCAAUCUUACAUUGAAGCGCAUCAACUAUCUACAUAUUCUACGACGGCAGUUGGAUGGAUAUUCAGCGUUUUCAUAUUUGUCACCCUUCUUCUUGGAGUCUUCGUUGGUCCUUUGUUUGACUCUCAUGGGCCUAAAUUGUUAGUUUAUGCAGGAUCAGCAAUAACCGUUCUGAGCCUUUUCCUCUUCGCAGAAUGCACAAAGUAUUGGCAAUUCUUCCUCUGUUUUGGCAUUCUGGGUGGAAUCGGAGCUGCGCUUGUUAGUACAGUUGCUAUGUCCUGCGUUCCACACUGGUUUCAUGUACGAGCCGGUAUGGCGAUGGGGACUGCGUUGGCUGGGUCCGGUUUAGGUGGUGUCGUGUUCCCAUUUAUGCUGCGAGCAGGGUUUUCAAAUCUCGGCUUCAAAUGGACAAUCCGAAUACUCGCCAUUGUCGUCGGAGCUUGUUGUGGCCUUGGCUCUUUCAUGGUCAGAACAAGAUUACCUAAAACAUUUUCAAAAGCAGUGAUCAAUUUGAAAUGUUUCAAAGAUAUGCGUUUUACGUGGUUAAGCGCUGGUGCAUGGUGUCUUGAACUAGAAUUCUUUUCCCUCAUGGGCAUCUACCCAACUUUCAUCAUUGCCCAGGGCUUUUCAGCCGACACAAGUAUUUAUCUCCUUGUUAUUCUCAAUGUGUCAUCUCUCUUCGGUCGCUUGAUUGCUGGUCGUUUAGGUGAUCGCUACGGCCGCCUAAACACAUUGAUGACGAUCAUUGUUGUUGGAAUACUGUGUAUAUUCUCCAUUCUUUACCCAUUCAGUCACUCCCUUCCAGCCCUGUACACAUUUAGUUGCCUAUACGGCUUAGCAUCCGGGUCAUUCAUCAGUCUUGCGCCAGUGUGUAUCCGGCAGGUUUCUGAUGUCAAGGAGAUCGGAUUACGUUUCGGAACAUGUUAUUCUUUGGUUAGCUUUGCAACACUGAUCAGUAUUCCUAUUGCUGGCGAAAUACUGGGAAAGGUUGGCUCAAAAGCAUUGGUGCUGUGGAUAGGCGCUGUUUUGGUGUGGACAUUGGGGUUGUUUAUUAUGGCGCGUUGGACAUGCCAGGAGUACCGAUGGAAAUGGUUAAUGAAAGUUUGA